AUGCCGCAUUACGUGCGGUUCCUGAAGCCGCCGACGAUAGAGAAGGCCGGCGCUGGGUCCCGCAUCAAGACGCUUGUCACUGUUACAACCGAUCUUGGAGACUCGUUUCUCGCCGAGCAGGUACAGCUUACGGCGUCGGUGCUGGUCAACAGCUACAACGACAGCGAUGUCCAGUGCAUCCAGCAGAAGAGCUUCUGCUGGCCGGCUGGAGCUCGCGAGGUGACCGUAACCAUCGACGGCAUCAGACUAAACCUGCGGCAACACGCUGUCCAGUUACGCGUUGGGCCAGCAGCAGUCCACCUUAGACCGGAUAAUGACUUUGCUACGACGUCUAAUAUCCCAGCGGUGAUAUCAGCAUGGAGUCCGCCAUUCGGUGGCUCAGGGCCUCCACAGGCUGAGAAGCUGGUUCUCAGACGGCUGGAGACUCGCUGCCCAACCGAGGUGCGAAUCUGGGAAGAGACGGGCAACAAUCUGGCGAGACAUAUCUGGGACGCCUCACUUGCAUGGUUAAUGCUCUUCCAGGAGACACUAACUCCGGUUGAUGAGCCAGCUACCUCUUCGUUUCUCACGUUCAGGGACCUGUUGGUACAGAAGAACGGCGAGUCACGCUUCAAUGUAAUUGAACUGGGAGCGGGAUGCGGUAUCGUCGGAAUCGCACUCGCCCAGUUCAUGACGGACUGCUCGGUCCUUCUGACGGACCUGGAAGAGGUACGCGACAUCGUUAACCGGAACAUCGGCGUGUCCAAGCCCGCAGCAGGCUCUGUGGUCGAGUUCCAAGUGCUCGACUGGGACGGUGCCGUCCCUAGGCAGAUCUCAGAGCAGCAGCACGACCUUGUCGUUGUAUCUGACUGUACGUACAAUUCAGACAGCCUGCCUGCACUAGUUGGCACGAUGGCUGCGCUGGUGGACCGGUCACCGCAGGCUGCCAUCAUCGUAGCGCUCAAAAGGCGACAUGAGAGCGAAUCCGUGUUUUUUGAGCUCAUGCAGAGUGCCAGACUAGAAGUGCACGACAAGACUCGCAUCCAACUACCUAGUGUCUGCUCGGAAGAUGAUGUCGAAUCGGUAGAUAUCGAGGUAUACUAUUUUCGCCUGUUGCCGUCCGUCCAUGAUGAUAUGCCCAUCCCACUACUUCGCCCACGUCAAGCAGCCUAG
Arthroderma uncinatum is the source of this 1152-nucleotide messenger RNA. RefSeq lists its product as uncharacterized. Bases 1 to 1152 code for a protein of 383 amino acids. The transcript has 2 exons. NCBI's taxonomy places the organism in Eukaryota, Fungi, Ascomycota, Eurotiomycetes, Onygenales, Arthrodermataceae. The record is from RefSeq and is a predicted model, not a curated record.